CCCGCUCCGGCCGGAAACGGGCGCUUGUUUCCGGCCGGACGGCCGAAAGCCACCGAUCCUGAACCAGCCGCUGGAGUCGGAGUGGUGACCCGGUGUGGAGCCGGCGGAAAGCCGCUGGGAAGAGGCCAGCUUCGGUCAGUCCCGGCUUGGCUCCAGCUCCAGUUCCUGUGGAGAGCAACAGUCGCGGUCGCAGUGUCCGCCUCCAUCGUCGUCGGGGGAGGGGCCGCUCGGACCCCGGGGUCACUGCCGAGGAAUGAGGAGAGGCGGCCGGGCCCCGCGCUCCGCCCCGGCCUAGAGCCUUGCCCUGAGAGUCGCGAGGUGCACCAGCCUGUGGAGAAAUCGCAAGACUAUGGCGGGGUUCUGCUCAAAAGCUUGUGGGCAAAGCCUGGAUUUUGAUCUAUGUUCUGCUCACAUCCUGCUGCCUGAGAGUACUUGAUGAUCCCAUGACCCUGGACAUGGAUGCUGUCCUGUCGGAUUUUGUCCGUUCCACAGGUGCAGAGCCAGGGCUGGCCCGAGAUCUUCUGGAAGGAAAAAACUGGGAUGUGAGUGCUGCCCUCAGUGACUUUGAACAGCUACGUCAAGUCCAUGCUGGGAACCUGUCCCCACCCUUUAGUGGAGGGAGUAGUUGCUCUAAGACCCCUGAAAAAGGGUGUGCUGAUAGAGAGUCCACUCGCCCUUCUCGACCAGUCCUCCAGAGACAGGAUGACAUCAUUCAAGAAAAACGCCUGUCUAGGGGCAUCUCCCACGCCAGUUCCAGCAUUGUCUCCCUGGCCCGGUCCCAUGUCUCCUCCAAUGGUGGGGGUGGGGGGAGCAGUGAGCACCCCCUGGAAAUGCCCAUCUGUGCCUUCCAGCUUCCAGAUCUAACUGUGUACAAAGAAGAUUUCCGAAGCUUCAUAGAGAGGGACCUCAUUGAGCAGUCCAUGCUGGUCGCCCUGGAACAGGCAGGGCGUUUGAAUUGGUGGGUCAGUGUGGACUCCCCCUGUCAGAGGCUGCUUCCUUUAGCAACUACUGGAGAUGGAAACUGCCUGCUGCACGCAGCCUCUCUUGGGAUGUGGGGUUUCCAUGACAGAGAUUUGGUGCUGAGGAAAGCUCUGUAUGCACUGAUGGAGAAGGGUGUCGAGAAGGAGGCAUUGAGAAGGCGCUGGAGGUGGCAGCAAACACAGCAGAAUAAAGAGUCAGGACUGGUGUAUACCGAAGAUGAAUGGCAGAAGGAAUGGAAUGAAUUGAUCAAGCUUGCCUCAAGUGAACCCAGAAUGCAUCUGGGUACCAAUGGAGCCAGUGGUGGUGGAGUGGAGAGUUCAGAGGAGCCGGUGUACGAGAGCCUGGAGGAGUUCCAUGUCUUUGUCCUUGCUCAUGUGCUCAAGAGGCCCAUCGUGGUCGUAGCAGACACCAUGCUGAGGGACUCCGGAGGGGAAGCAUUUGCCCCUAUUCCGUUUGGGGGGAUCUAUCUCCCGUUGGAGGUCCCAGCUAGCCAGUGUCACCGAUCCCCUCUGGUGCUCGCCUAUGAUCAGGCCCACUUUUCUGCACUUGUGUCGAUGGAGCAGAAGGACAGUGCCAAGGAACAAGCUGUGAUCCCGCUCACAGAUUCAGAGCACAAGCUGCUGCCCCUGCACUUUGCUGUGGACCCAGGAAAGGGCUGGGAGUGGGGCAAAGACGAUAACGACAAUGUCCGAUUGGCCAGUAUAAUGCUGUCCCUGGAGGUCAAAUUACACCUGCUGCACAGCUAUAUGAAUGUGAAGUGGAUCCCACUGUCAUCUGACGCACAGGCUCCUCUGGCCCAGCCCGAGUCCCCCACAGCCUCAGCUGGAGACGAGCCCAGGUCCACUCCUGAGUCUGGGGAAUCAGACAAGGAGUCAGUUGGCAGCAGUUCUACCGGCAAUGAGGGCAGCAGGCGGAAAGAGAAGGCAAAGCGAGACCGGGAGAAGGACAAGAAGAGAGCAGAUUCCGUGGCUAACAAACUGGGCAGCUUUGGCAAAACCCUGGGCAGCAAGCUUAAGAAGAACAUGGGGGGCCUGAUGCAUGGCAAGAGCCCCAAGCCUGGAGGGCUGGGGAGUGGGUCUGGGGUCAGCAGUGGUACCGAAACCCUAGAGAAGAAGAAGAAGAACAAUUCACUGAAGAGCUGGAGAGGUGGCAAGGAGGAGGCCGCGGGGGAUGGGCCUGUGUCAGAGAAGCCCUUGUCUGAGUCUGUUGGCAACGGAGGGAGCAAGUAUAGCCAGGAGGUGAUGCAAAGCCUGAGCAUCAUGAGGAUCGCAAUGCAAGGGGAGGGCAAAUUUAUUUUUGUUGGAACCCUGAAGAUGGGCCAUCGGCACCAGUAUCAGGAGGAGAUGAUCCAGCGCUACCUUGCAGAUGCUGAGGAGAGAUUCCUGGCAGAACAGAAGCAGAAGGAAGCUGAAAGGAAGAUCAUGAAUGGAGGGUUAGUUAGUGGGCCUCCUCCAGCCAAAAAGCCAGAGCCAGACGGUGGAGAGGACCAGCCCAGUGACUCCCCAGCAGAGUCCAAGGCACUGGCAUUCUCUACUGGUUACCCUGGGGGCUUUACUAUCCCUCGACCCUCUGGGGGUGGAGUCCACUGCCAGGAGCCUCGGAGGCAGUUGGCAGGGGGUCCAUGUGUAGGCGGCCUUCCAUCAUAUGCCACCUUCCCCAGACAGUACCCUCCUGGGCGACCCUACCCCCACCAGGACAAUAUCCCAUCUCUGGAGCCAGACAAAGAUGGAGUGCACAGGGGUGCCUUGUUACCACCCCAGUUCCGUGUGGCUGAUUCCUAUAGCAAUGGCUACAGAGAGCCUCCCGAGCCAGAUGGAUGGGCUGGAGGUCCCAGGGGGAUUCCCCCAACCCAGACCAAAUGCAAACAACCGAACUGCAGCUUCUAUGGACACCCUGAGACAAACAACUUCUGCUCUUGCUGUUAUAGGGAAGAGCUGAGGAGGAGGGGGCGGGAGCCCAGUGGGGAGCUGCUGCACAGGUUCUGAAUGGUAGAACCUCAGCCGGAAAGGGGCAAAACAAAGAAAGCUAAGCUCAACUCUGGCUCAAGACCCAGCCCCUAUAUUGAUGGGGCCAGUGCAGGGAUGUUUGUGGGAGCUGCGGUGCUGGCAGGCUGGCGAGAUCAGGGCAGGGCUAGUACUACCUCAAGGGCUGUACUACUCCACUCAUGCAGAGUUUGACUUGAGACUGCACCACGGAAGGGGAAGACUAUCGCAUAACCUCUCGUGCCGGUCCCAGGGCCCAAGGGAAAAUAGGGAAAUACUUGGUGUGUGUGGGUGGGAGGCGGGUGGAAUCUUGGGGGCGGAGUCUGGAAAGAAAGUUCUCAGUCAAGGAAAGAAUAGACCAAAGUUCAUUGAAUUUAGGAAAAAAGCACAUGGUGGUGGAGUUGGGAGUAUAAAGCGAAUCUGAGAUACUGAACAAUUUUGAUCUUGGUUUGAAUUAGGUAGAUGUCAGGCUUGGGUAAAUUCUCCUUCCGGAAGGGUCAGGCAGUGUGUGCUUGGCCUAGUUAGAAAGGGCCUUUUAAACCCCAGUGAGUGAAAUGGGAGAGGGAGGAACUUGAAGGGGAAUUCUUUUUCCUAGUAAGUUUUAUGUUCUUCUAGAUAGUCACCUGUCAUCCCCAUGUUUCCCUCCUUUUUGAGGACUGAGCUCAGCUAAGCAGUGAUUAAAAGUUUUUAAGAGCAAGUGCUCUUUGGGAGAAAGAAGGGUGGUAAGAGCAGCCUCAUGUGGGGCUGGCUGUCUUCAGGUGGGUGGGUGCAGAGUGAUCUGUUCUAACUACUAAGCAAUAACUACAUGUGGGGGCUGAGUGCACUGAAGAGGGAGGAGGAAGGCCAGAAGCUCGGCCAGACUGUUCGAAACAAUACCAAAAACCUAUAUAGAACACUCCUCUGCUGCUGCAUUUCUGUAGAAAGCAACUUAUUUUACUGACUAAUUUUUUAAAGGAAAAUAAGACCCUGCCCCCCCAAAAAAUUAAAAAUUACUUACUCCCCACCCCCCAUUUAAGUGAUUUUUUUUUUUUCUCUCCUUCCUUUCUACUUCUGGAGAAUUAACUUAACAUCCUGGCUUCUUUUGUUAAGCCAUAGCUGACCUUAAUCUAUGGUUAGUUUAUUAAAAUAAUAAAAAUACUUUGUAAGAAGAAUUAUUUUUGAUAUUAGGACUGGUGUUGAAGCGUGGGAUGGGGUUAGGGGCCAUUUAUAAAGAUAGCUAGAGAAAUAUAUUUUAGUGAACCAUAGCCACAGGCCCAGCUUAGUUCCAGUGAGCUGAUCAGCUUUUGGAUUCCUCCCUUUUCCUGAGCCAACCCUAUUCUCCAGAGGGGUGGAGUGACCCCAGUGCUGAGAGCUCCCUUUGCAGUUUGCACAAAGCACAAGUCUGGACAGUGUAUGCUCUGACCAGAGCCAUUUCUGAGAGCUUUAAACCAGAAGACUAUCCUUCGCCAAUUACCCCUUUUCCAUAUAUAUCCCCCCCCCCCCGGGAAAAAUCAUCUAUGCAAUUGUAUACACAUGUGGCUGCAUAUGAACAAGGGGUGUGAGUGUGCUUACUUGUUCAGAGUGUUAACUGGGUUAUUUCUGUACGUUGUUUGCUGAGGUAUAUCACCACCUACUAAUGGAAUGUAAUGCCCACAUUUGAUCUAAGUCACAAAUAGCGCUGUGUGUGUGUGUGUGUGUGUGUGUGUGUGUGUGUGUGUGUGUGAACUCCUGUCUACCUAGUCAGGAAAAUGGUCUCACACUUCCCCUUGCUAAUAAAGCUAGUUAAGAAUUC
This is a messenger RNA of Phodopus roborovskii (desert hamster), 4734 nucleotides long. It is a transcript of the gene Otud7b, whose product is annotated as OTU deubiquitinase 7B. Gene Ontology annotation, cellular component: cytoplasm; nucleus. Gene Ontology annotation, molecular function: DNA binding; cysteine-type deubiquitinase activity; zinc ion binding. The coding region runs from base 444 to 2966 and encodes 840 amino acids. The transcript has 13 exons. The record is from RefSeq and is a predicted model, not a curated record. Gene Ontology annotation, biological process: protein K11-linked deubiquitination; protein K48-linked deubiquitination; protein K63-linked deubiquitination. Lineage: Eukaryota; Metazoa; Chordata; Mammalia; Rodentia; Cricetidae.